Xyrichtys novacula (pearly razorfish) is the source of this 44099-nucleotide messenger RNA. NCBI's taxonomy places the organism in Eukaryota, Metazoa, Chordata, Actinopteri, Labriformes, Labridae. The record is from the annotation of a GenBank genome assembly.
GCAGUGCGAGCUGUGGACCACUGGACAGCACACAGGGAAGGAACUGUGACGCGUUCGGAUCACCAAUGCAAAUGAGACUGACUACCCCUCUUCCCCCUCCCCCUCCUCCUCUUUCUUCACCACCUCCCCAUCAACCUCUCUCUCUCUCUCUCUCUCUCUCUCUCUCUCUCUCUCUCUCUCUCUCUCUCUCUCUCUCGAGCAACACACACUCGCAUUGAUCCUGACUGUGCCUUCUAUCGCCGUACCAGCCUUCCAGAGAGCGACGGAGACCAGCACAGGCAGGCUGAAAGAGACACACACACACACAGAGCCAGCUUAUAUAACAGCAGCUCUGGGAAAUGCUGGAGCCCAAGCCGAGCCGAGGAGACCUUCAGAGCCGGAAAAACAGCGCUGGAAACGGCAUCAACCGGACCGCACGGUGCAGGGAUGCAGCGCGCGACAGCCCUCUGCUGAAGGUAAGCCGCGUGCUUCAACAUCCUGUACUGUAAAUGGUGGAGGGUUUUUUUAAGAUGGAAGACCUCUGGGUUCUCAAAUAGAUGCUCCGUGUUUACUCUCGCUGUUUAUUAAUCUGUUUUUAGUCUCACACUUAUCCCGCAGCUGGAAAACAUACAGUGGUGAAUGUUUCUGCAGCAUUUUGCGCGAUUUUAUGCGUAAAAACGCGGAGCAGAGCUGAACUUGUGCACUCGGACUUGAUCAGAAAGAGUGCUCAUUGUGCAAACUGUUGCUUCCAUCCUCGGGAGCACCACCGCACCCCUACUUUUUACUGAGGAAGGGGGGGUGCACAGCCCUUCAGAGGAAAGGCCUGAGAUGAAAAGUAGAGCUGAAGGGCAUGACGGUGUGUGACGGCCACCGAGACAACUGGGCUUUAAUGGAUAUCAAUGGAUGUGCAGGGUCUGAGGUGUGCAAACAGAGCCGGUGUUGCAUGGAAACCUCUUCAGGCUGCAAGUGAGAUCAGCUGAGGCAAAAAAGAGACAUUGGUGACGGAACAAACAGACAGCAGUGGGUCAGUGCUCUGCCCCUGUCUUUAAAGUGACUAGAAAACAUUGACAGCACUUUUACGACCUCAUCAAUUAGACAUCUCGAACAUCUCGCUGUUGCCUUUCUGGGGGCAGCUCAGUGUGGCAGGUCACAAUCAGGAUUAUUUUGACUGAUUAUAAAACUCAUUUACUGAUUGAUUUGACAUCUGCAUUGUGUACAUUUGUUGAAACACUGAACAGAAACAAAACAAAACCAAACAAAAAAAUUGCUGAAAAGGGCCAAUGAAACUCUCUCUCUGUACGUGCCCAAACUCAUUUAAUGGAACUAUGGUUAUUGUGAGAUAAGGCAAUUUAAGAUCAUAAGCAUCAGGUGAGAAUUGAUUUAAUGACAAACUUAACGCUCUGCUUUGUUGACGACAUGUCCCCUCUUGGCUUCUUACUAUUCAGCUGUCUUCUGAUUGAUGGACUGCUUUAUGCACCAAACCAAUCAACAAACACAUUAGCAAGAAGCUAACAGGUUGUAUGUCCAAGGAUAUAAACAAAUACAACUUCACAGCUCCGUAUCUUUGGUAUGUAUAAAAUAACGGCUGUGUUAUUUUUUUUUUUUUACUUCUCUUUAUGUUUUUGCCAAGGUUUUGUUUACCACCUGGCUUCCUACAACACAUUUAUGCUGUUUUAACUUCAGUGUCACUGCCCAACUACGGAGCAUGUGCAGAGUGCUUAGACCAGCUUGAGUUUGAUUGAGGUGUGUAAGUGCAGCAGGAAUCUUUUCCCUGACCACCCUAUUUUAGUAUGUUAGACAGUCAAACCCCAAGAAAUUCAAUUUAGUGCAAUUUAAAAGUCUGGUUUCCAUCAGACAAAUUCAGUAACAUGUAAACAUAGUGUUGCAUAUUUCACGACUUCCACAUCUUUGCACUCCCAGACUUGUUGCACUUUGAUCUGAACUCCAAAUGGUGAAGUACUACAGCCCACUGACUCCUAGGUUUGUCUAUCCACCAGGAAAAUUGCCUGUGUGCCAGAUCACCAGUCCCUCUUUUUCCUCUUGAUACAUGUUGAGCAGAAGCAGAGCACAUACUCUGCUGUGGUUUAAGGAGGUGGACGACAUUCACAACAAAAGGAUAAAACGAGCACAACAGUCAUCGUUUAAUCUUGAUUAUUCUCAUGAUCAGGAAGCUGAAAUUGUCAUUAAAAUUGAAACUCCAUUAACCGCACCGCCCAAGCUUUUUCUUUCAACUCCUCACUGUUUCAUCUAAGGUCAAAGCCUUCCUGCAUUCUGCUUUGAUAAUCCUCAUUUCAUAAACUCCCUAAUGCUCGUAUCAGACAGUUUUUUAAUCACAUGAUGUCGUUUCACUGCAGAAACUCAGAUUAAGAUAUUGAAGCAGGGAGAGAUCUCCGGUGUAAAAAUAAAUAUAAUCUGACAGUGCAGGGAUUGAAUGCAUUGAGAGAGAAUCCAAUUUAAAGCAGAGGGGUUUGGUGUCAUUGAGUCGUUUCUCCCCUUUUUUUAUAAACCGGAUUAAUGUGACAGGAGAGCACACAGAGGAAACCGGAGCAGCCGAACAGGACUUGAGGCAGGGUUUUGAAUUAAAAACAAACGGCAGGAGUGAAAGCAGCGCAGCAGCAGACACCGGAGGGAUGUGUUGCAAGAUGCUGUAAGAAAGAAACACAAGCCCAUAUGUCAACAUGAGCUGUGCAUCUAAUCCUCCAGGCAUACACUUGCCUUUGAUCAUGCACACACAUACACACUUGUGCUUUAAAUCCAGCUGCUUGUGUUUUCUCUCUGUUUCCAGCUUUUCCCUGAGGGUCGUCCUGGAUUCAGUGACCACAGCCUUGGAUAUUAAACCCUCUCUGUGGUGACACAUCCAUUGUUCCUCUGCUGCUGCUGAUGAAGAACUGAGGCACUGUGUCAACACGGCUGCAGAUGCUGCAGGUCUUUCCCAGAUUAUGAAGUCGUAAGUGGGUUAUAGAUCUCCUCCCCUCUGGUCCAUGAGAUGGCUCUCCUCUGAGGUGAGAUACAGGAAGCAGGAUGGCAGCGCCCUUCUGCAGACUGCACUGCCUCCUGAAGCGGGCUCACAUGCUGCUGCUCUGUCUGGGCAUCGCCUACCUGAUGGCGGGCAGCAUCCUGCUCCUGCAGCGUUCCAGUGUCAGAGUCGCCCAGCAGAACCUCGCCAGUCUGCCGCCGCUGUUCUCCCUUGCAGCGCCUCCAACCGCCCUCAGGACUGCAGGUCUGGGCGUCAGGGCGCGCUCCAGAUGGGCCGUUCAGCCUGUUUAUGGAGGGGGAGCCAAAGCAGCGAGACACUGGCCCUCGUCCCAAAGCCUGGGGGUCCAACACUUGCAUCGCCGCUGGUUUCACAAUCUGCUGCCAGAGAGUCCAGAGCAGAAAGUCUCUCUCCACAAGAACAGCAAACAUAAAGGUAAAUAACACGCCAGACUACUCAGAUAUUUAUGAAGACACAUUCGGUAAAUAAAACGACACAGUCGGGUGGAGGAGUUAGCUUUGUCUACACGUAGAGGUGGCUCUGUUUUCUCUUAAUGUCCAGGUCAGGAACUUCUGAGGAAGAGGGGAGUAGUGUCAUCAAGAUGUGCUUUAAGUCAUAUUUAUAAACAGAAUGCUUCUCUAAAUUAUGUGUUUUAAUUCUAGAGGGUUCAAGUAGCAAGGCUCUAAAUUUUGGAGAGUUUUGCCUCCAGAGUUUUGUUAGUUCCUAUUAAUCUUUCAGGAUUGGAGAGAAGUUUACAGUCCGCAAGAAUUUUGCAAUUCAAAAAGGAGUUUGCAAACUUUAGAGAGUGGAGUAAAAGAGUAUUUUAUCAGCUUGAACUGCUCUCUUUAAAGUAGUGAAGUUUGCGAAGCAGUCAGAGUUGGGGCCAGUCUAACAUCAUCUGGGAGAUUUUUCCAGGUCUGUGCUGCAAAAAACAAAACAGCCUGUUUUUUAUGUUCAUUUGUUCCAUUCGGAUGAGCUUUUGUUCUAUUUUCAGUCAUAUAUAAGAUACUUUUGCUUUGGUUUGUGAUAUAUAUUUUUUUAAAUUAUGAUUCAUCCUUUUAAAGCUCCAGUAAUGAAUUUUCAAUUUGUGCCCAUUUUUGCAUCCCAUAUGGAGAAAACAGUCUUUGCUAUCUUGUCCUCUAUGUGCUUUGAUUUUGACUUUUGUCCAAAAAAAUCUCCCUGUUCUGGCUUUUGACAGUCAAAUGUGUCAUUGUGAAUAUUUUACCCAGACAGUGUGGAAACAGAGCUGUUUCCUGUUCAGCUGACACAUAACCCCUCACACUGAUUGUAGGUAGGGCUGGGCGAUAAAACGAUAACGAUAUAUAUCGAAAAUUAAUUUCCCUCAAUAUCAAUAUAAAACAUAGUCAAUAUCCUUUUCGAUAGUCGGCAUUCUACCAUGUUUUGGUAGACUAUAUGAAUAGCCAAUGAAAAGGGGAGUUGCUCUGGGUCUACUUCAUGCUGAACCAAUCAUGUGCUAAAUUAGAACCAAGUAGCAAACGACUGUGUAGUCGCAGGCUGUAGCUACAAGCAAACUGUAGCACUUUAACACGUGAAGCUGACAGCACUGUCUUAAAAAAAAAAAAAAUGAGUGCUACCCCCCGCAGAAGUGCAGAUGACAACUCAACAGAUGAUGACAUCGUUGACUACACUGGCACAAAAACAUUGAUGGUGUGGAGGUAUUUUGGUUUUUUGAGGUCAGUAAUGUCAGUAAGUAAUGUCAGGUCAGUAAUGAGUACAUGUUCUCGCAAAGUCGGGGGAAUACCUCGAAUCAUUUUCACCACCUAAAGCAUUGCCAUGCAGCAGGGCACGUGCAAUGUAAAAGGUUACAAACCCCGAGCGGACUAAGGAGCCCAUGGCGCCUGUGCAGCCAAAACAGCCGACCAUUCAGUCCGCUUUCUCUAGCACAACGCCUGAUAACAAAAAGUCAAAGAGAAACAAAGACCUCACAGAUGCAGUAGUUUAUUGUAUUGCAAAUGACCUGCUAUCAAUAAGCACUGUUAAAUUUCAUUUUUUUAUAGCGUGAUAUAUAUCGAUAUCGACUGAUAUGAAAUAAAUGUAUUGUGAUAAACUUUUUCCCAUAUUGCCCAGCCCCAAUUGUAGGCAUUAAAAACGGCAUUAAAAAAUCUGGUCCCUGAUGGUCUUAUAAAUGUCAGUUUUCAUAAAUGUCAAAACUUCUGAUACAUGCUUUAAGAAAGAAUAUUUAUUUUCACAAGAAGAAAAAAAACCUUGUCACGGUUAACAGUUCAUCUAUGAGGGACUAAAUGUUUCAAAGAUUAAAGCCCUUGUAAGGAGUUUUUUUAUGUUGAUAAAAUAGAAGUUCAUACUGAUGCCUUUUCAUGAUCGCUAAAGGCAAACAAGACCAUCAGCAAUAAGACUGAUGAUUUUAUAUUCUAAUCUUUAAAGGAAUUAAUCAGUAUGAUGGGGUAGGUGUUAGCUGAGCAGAUAAAAACAGCCCUGUUUUUACAUAGUCUGUAUAAAAUAUCCAAACGAAAUGAUACAUUUGAUGAUUAAAAAAAUUAGCAGGAUGAUUUUCUUUGUCAAAAGUCACUUCUUAAGUAAAGGACAAGAUAAGUAAAGAUAGUUUUGACCACAGGGGGCACCAAAGUCGAAAUAGUCAAAGUUCCUUACUGGAGCCUUAAGUCAGGCUAAGAAUUGUUAAUAUUUCCUCCUAUUUUGUUUCUCAAAAAAAAAAAAAAAAAAAAAAAAAAGAAACAAAAGAAAAAAAAUAAGGAGUCAGUAUCAAGAAUUAGUAUGAACCUGACGUAAUAUUCAGAUUAGGGAUCAGUAACACUGAAGUAGUGCCCCACACAAAUGCCAGGGUCAGACUACAUAGUUUAAGCACAGAUAUAGUCUGAUCCAGUAGAAGCAAGGCGCCGGUUCCUGUCUGCAUCCAAAAUUUAUAUUCCGUUUGGUGCGUCAUUUGUAUAUUUAUUUACAGUUUAUGGGCUCUAUUUUCGUGUCCGCCACUGAGGUGGCAAAGGGUUGCGGACCCCGCGCAGUGGUAUUUUUGUCUGGCGGAGCCCAGCGUGAAGCCAGUUUGGUAUUUUCGUGGACUGAGGCGCAUGGAGACCCGCCAAGCUGGGCGUGGUGGCGUGGCAGAGGGAGGUGUCGACAGAAUCAGCGGGCGCAGUGACAUUUUCGUGCUCUCAUGAGAGCAACAAGUGUCACAGCGCUUACUGUGACACUUGUUGAGGGGCUGCCUUCUGUCGCCAUCGUGUGGCGUUACUGUCUUCAGACAUCUCUUGAUCUCUUUGACAACUUCACGAAAAUAGUAAUACUCCUCGCCGGUGGCGGAUUUAAAGGCGAGGAGAGGAGCUGAUUUUAUUGGUCAAUACAGGUCUCGGCUGCGUUAAACCCACUGCACGCCCUCUCUCCUCCCUCGCUACGACUUACGCUGCUGGGAGAAGCUGAGUUAGGGAGGGGGGAUACUUACGCCGGGCUGUGCCAUUCACCAAAAUACUAAAUUGUGCUCGGGAACGCCUUGUCGGCGCGGUGGACCUGACUUACGCCUCGCCUGCGGCAUGUCUCUGGCGAGGCAUGAAAAUAGAGCCCUAUAUGUGAAUGACAGCUACAAUAUACAUAGAUAAUCAUGAGCCUUUGUGACUUUGAAAGGUAAAAAUAGUAAGUUAAAAGUAAGAAAGUAAAUAAAGGUAACCUGGGUUAGCCAAAUUUAUGGCUCUGUGAUCAUCAAAUGUGUCAGAGUGAUCAUUGUGACGGACAACAAGAUUGUGUAGUCCCAGUUCAGCUCAGGAGUGCAGUUGCUGAUUGAGAGAUUUAAGGAAAGGGAGGGAUGUGGAUGACUGUUCUCUGCGAGGAAUCAGCUCAUGUUCACUGAUUUUUUCUCGCUCAAAAUUAUGUAUUAGAGCUGAAAAAACUGACAGAACAAUUUUUCCUUUUAUGCAAACUGUUAUCUGUCUAACUGAAGCUCAUCCUCAUGUUUUAACUCAUGAAGUGUAGCAUUGGAGUUCUGUUGAUCCAUGAACAUUUUAUUUUAAAUUAUGAGUUUGUCUUAAUGGUUCAGCCCAUUGACCUGUUGUACCCAUCACAACAUCCAAGUUGAAAAAAAGAGUAACAGCUGCUCCUCCAAAACAUGACCAGUGUCUCAAAACUGGUGCAGAGAGUCUAAGGAGGAGGAGUAAAGUGAGGUUGUUGUCAAUGCUAUUGACAACCAACACACCCAUUGUCUUGGGGUAAUAUUUGUAAUAAACUGGCACGACACAAAUUAGAUAAAUGGACUAAACUGACUGGCUGAGCCAUUACAAGCUGUCUGUUGCAGCAUAUGCUGGUUGCGCUUCUUCCAGCAAGUAUGAAAAAAAAAAGAACUUAAAAGUUCCCAUUUAUUUCUACCUAACAGUUAAAAGAACCAAACACCUGGUGUUUAUGUAAACAUGUGACACUCAGUCACAGCUUGCCUCGUCUGAGUGAAGCUUUAAGGACAUGACAGUGAUAGUCAGCUGAACAGUUUUCAUCCAGCUGACGAGUGUUACACAAAUACUGAAGUCCGAUUUUUCCUCACAUACUGCAGCAGGGUGAUCAGGGUGUAUUAAAUCUUUUGAGAUCAAGCAGUGGCUGAAACAUGAGUCAACACAACUGCAAUGAGCCAAAAAGUGUAGUUUCACCUGCGACCACAAGGGGGCUGGUUCAAAGUGAGUCAGUGAGGCACCGUUUGGGAAUGUCACGCUGGCAGUAUAGAUGAAUUUAAAGCUAUGAACAAAACCUCUUUUUUUUACAAAGCUGAUUGUAGCAGCUUGGGCGCUUCAACAACUCUAGUUGUCCUCAGCUGUUGAGCUCAAGUCCUCUAGAUGAUUCACAUUCCUCACUUUAGUGCAGCAACUGGCUGCUCUUCUGACAGUUUUCUACCUGCUAUAGUUAUUUUAAUUGUAGGCUUUUUUCAUGACUUCUUUCUCAUAAAAUUAAAGCUUUUCCGCAUAAGGUUAUGGCUUUAUUCUAACAAAGUAAUGACAACAUUUGAGAAAUGAUUCUCUUAAAUGUUUGUAUAUCUUAAAUGUCUCCUAAAUAACCUAUUUUUUCAUACAUUUACAAUCCAUGAUAUUUACAUCUUUAUUUGCAUUUGUAUUCUUCUAAACUUAUGUACUUUUCAUAAAGAAAUAACUUUAAAUUGUGGUGUAGAAAUUUAUUUUGGAAAACUGCAACUUGAUUCCUGACUUCUUCCCUCAGGACAUUAUCCUUAUAAAUAUUGGUAUCCAUUCAACGGAAGUGCAUUGCAUUCACUGGAUGAAAAAACAAACAAACAACAACAUAAAAAAAAAAAAAAACUUAUUUUAUAAUUACAAGCUCAGAUGUCUAAUUUCGUUUUUCAUCCAGUGAAUGCAAUGUGCUUCCAUACUAUCUUUAUUAAUUUACUUUUUUCUGUAAUCAGUGACUUGUCAUGCAAAUUGAGAGUUUGUUCUCUAAAUGUUAAACAUAGUUCAUGUAAAUUUAUAAUUUUCUUAUAAACUGAUGACUUUUUUCUCUUUUAUUCUCAUAAAAUUGUGACUUUAUUAUGGUCAUUUAUGACUUUAUUCACCACAUUUCACAGUUUUUCUCAAUGUCCCCCAAGGUCUUUUUCCUGAACAACACCUGGAGGGGCCUUUUCUUUAAAAAAAAAAAAGUAUUUUCCUGUUUAAUUACUCCUGUUUAAAUACUUAAACUCAUGCACCUUUCUUGUUUUCUAGUUUAAGGCUGUUACAUCAGCUUUUCACUGUAGAGAUAACCGCAUUCCAAAUAACCUCAGUCAGCAGUCCACACAAGUUUAAACAUAUUCUGUGGGAAACUUUAUGGUAAAUAAGCUCAUAACUGAGCCGCAGGCACAGACUGGUUAGCACUGAUAAUCUGUCAUUGUUGCUAACCUGCUCCUCUCUUCCUCUGUCUACUUGCUGCCAAAAUAACAAAUGCGUGGCUUGGUAAGAGUAGUGGACAAAUCAGUGGGGGAUAUCACAGUGACUACAUGCAUUAUUUAUACAGUCCAUCUGUUCAGCUGUUAAGUUGUGCUUUAAUUACAAUUUGAUGAGCUUCUUCUUGUUUGCUUUUCUAAAAUACUGUCAAAACUCAUGUACCAUGACAGUCUGGUCAUGACAACUUAUACAAUUAAAUCGAUUAUGAACUGACCAGGUACACCUGCAGAAGAGAUUUUCCUCCCUUUUCAUAAAAAAACUGGUCUUAAAAUGCAUCAGCUUUUGUCUGAAAACAUUGUAGACUCUUUGUCUGCAUCACUUCGUUUACUUAUACACAUUAUCUUAAUCAUCUUGAUAUGAAAUACAGAUUUGUUAGUUAUCAGACAAAAUUAUAUUUUUGUCAACUUAGCGGCACCUUCAGUCAGACAGAGUAGUACCAAACUCUUAACCCAAAGGUAUAUUUAGUGAUAUUAAGUGGCCAGAGUUUAGAUUGGAUGCCCCUUUCAUGUGUAUCAGUUCAAAAUAUCAUUGAUUAGUCUCACUAACUACUUAUAAACAGUUUCAGUGUUGGCCCUGAAAAUCCAAUAUCAGUCAACGCCUUGUUAUUUUAUUUGAAGCUGUUGUAAACAUGAGCAGUUUAAAACAAUAGUAAUAAUAAUAAUAAUAAUAACUAGCACCCCACGGGGCACCAAUGGGCCCGAGCUGUGUCACACCACCACCUCUGUGGACCGCCUCCCCUUUUUUUCGUCCUGGGGUCCAACAUAUGUGUCAUUGAUUACAAAGGUUUGGGUCACACACAAAAGCAAGGCUUACAUUUUGAAUUUUUUAGGGGGCGCUAUGUAGCCAUUUUUGGUUGGAUCUCUAUUUUGACAUUGGAGCCCUCAAGAUGACACCCCUCCUGAUCUGUGUACCAGAUUUCACACGCAUAUCUUUAGCAAUAUCACAGAUCGCUAUUUCUUUUGGGGAAAUUUCAUCGCGCCACCUAGAUGCAGUUUAAUGAAACAAGGUGCUGAUUCUCAAUCCUAUCUGAUACCCCAUCAGGUAUGUCCUGAACAAAUCUCAGCUGCAUACCAUCAAUGAAGAAGGAGUUACAGGCCAUUAACCAAAAAACGCAUUCCCCUCUGCCACCAAGUGGUGCUACAACAUACGGACAAAAGUUUGAUCAAAUUGUCCGGUGCUGGACCGUUAUCAAACGAUCAAAAUCUGGUGGAGGUCGAACCAGUGUAUGGGGAGUUAAACAGGAAACUCUGUGAGCAUGAAAACUGUAGGGUGCGCUAGCGAGUCAUUUUUUUAAUGUAUAUAAGGGCAUGGCAAAAUACUCAAAUUUAGCCAGGCCCAACCCACUUGCCAAAUUUCAGGAGUAUUUGAUUCCGCCUAGAAGGUGUAAAAGUUGAAAAAAGUUUCAAAGUAAAUAAAAGGCCUAAAAGGUUAAUUAGGAAAAGUCUGUAAGAAUAAUAAAAGCUAGAAAGACAGUAAAGCUGGAAUAACAUAGAGGUAAAAGAGAUAAAAGAUGAAGGAUGGUAUCACACAAAAGAAAGUCUGUAAAAGUGAAUUUUUAAAAUGGGUUUCAAUGGGGGAUUGGGGGACUUUUGGAGCCACCCUCUAGUGGACACACAAGGUACUGCAGGUUUUUACAUAAACCCUAACUACAGACACUGCUGCUUGGUCUCCAGAUGAAAUGUUUUGUGAAAACCUGCGGAAGUGCUUUUAGUUGAUGCUGCUGGGACUUUAACUGAAAACCAGAACCACCUUGAAACCUAAAUUCCAGUCCAGUGCUUUUUUUUCAGACUGUGCUUAUUGAACACACAGAUUAGCCAAAAAGCAGAUAUUAUCACAGAGUAGGUUAUAGAGUUUUCACCUCUGACAGGUUAUGUUGUCUGUCAUAGAGCAGUGAAAGGGAUCCAGGCUCUUAGGUGUUAACAGAGACGAUGAUAUUCCGGGUGAAUAAAAUAUGAAGAAGCAAAUAUACACAUGUAUUUUCUCUUGUGAUUUUUCUCUUUAGCUCAGAGGCACUGCAGCCGAGGUCAUACACUCUGUUUCCAUAGCAAACUCACAACAGGCUUCAUCGUAGAUUUAUGAUCAGGUAACCAUCCUGAGAAUAUUUAGAGGAGGUUCAUUAUAUAUUUAUGUGACAUUUCAUGCUUGGGUGCGUCGCAUCUCGCAGUUGAGGGACAGAGCUCACUGAUUCUCUGAAAAGCAGACAGAAAGAGACAGGCAGGCUCCAAAGUAGUUCAGGAACAUGAAUUAUCGAGAUCAAAACGAUAUGUUAAAACAUCCCUGGAGAUUUGGUCUAAUGUUGAAGGCUGUCUGUUAGAGUCUGUGCCGUUUUGCUGAAAUGAUAAAUACACUAGAAUCACCUCCAGAGGAACAUUUGUUCUUCCAGCUCCUUCCUGAAAAGCAUCCUACAAGAGCUCCCUAAUCCUUCUUUUAAACAGACGCUACAGAGCUGCUCAGUCACUAAGUAGGCUAAUACUGAUGAAAAAUGUUGGAGGCAGCAAUGAGAUGAGUUUCAGCAGCAGCCAUCUGGCUGAAGUUUCCUUUAAAAAGUACAACACAGGACACAGAAAUAAACUAGUACUGCCUGUUUCACCACACGGCCAAGAGGAGAAAGCAGGGGGAAGUUUGAGCAAAAAAUUCAGGACCCAGAUAUUUGAUACCAUUCAUUAAUCUUUUCACUUCACAUGAGCAACAAAAAACACAUUUAUCAGCUUUGAAUUUGUGCUUAAAAAGAUUAAUGGAUAACAAUCUUUGAGAGGAUUUUACUGAAAAAAAAAAAAAAAAACGCUUUAAUACACUUUUGCUCGCCUGCUAUCAGUCAGUUGACAAUUUUUCUGAAAUUUGUUCUUAGGAAAAGUCAAAAAGUGUGAGUCAGAUGCAUGAACCUGUUCUCCAGCCUCAGAUUGAUCACCUGUGUUCUAGAAUUCAUAAACACCACUUCUCUGUAAGUAUGAGGUUUUAAAAAGUUGUUCAUAAAAGCAGAGAAAAAUACCUCCCUAUGCCUGAAAACUGGCAAGAAACUGCAGGUCACUCAAUCCAAUCCACUUAUUUAGAGGGCGCAUCGUGCCCAACAACAACAUUUACCAAAGUGCUGCACAGCAGGACUACAAAAGCAGAAAUAAAAAAAGGCACUGAAAUACAUAAAACUAUUAAAGCAAAGGACACAAGGUAAAAACAUACAACAGAAUAAACAAAGCAUGUAAAAGCCAGUAAAACACACAACAACAGUAAAAUGAAUAAUAUGAAGAACAGGUUAAAGGGGGUUAAAGCUCCUGUGAGGAACUGUCUGUUUGUGUGUCAGCUUUGGCGCCCCCUGUGGAAAAAAAUAAGCCUCAUACAUCUGUACUAGUGUGGUCCUGCUUUAGGAAAGGUGUAAAGUUGUUUCUUCAGAGUGCUGUAAAUUGUGUUAUCAUGUGCCUACCUCCAGCUGCCCAGGUGUUGAAAAUUGCUUCAAAAUAUUGUCAUUCCUGUCACUUAUGGUCCUGUUAGCCUCUGAAGGUCAUCAGGAUCAAUCACUGUUAAUUUUAGCCUGUGUCAUGACUGAUCAUAAAAUCCUUAUUGAGGCUUAAAAAGCCAAAGACAAAAAAAAAAAGUUUUAAGAUGUGUUAGGACAAAGACACUUUUGUUAGGGAGCAACUUUUCCCACUGUUUUAGGGGCCACAGCAGGGAAGGCACAGUCACCCCUGGUCUUCAGUCAUGACUGAGGGACUACAACAAGCAGCUGAUCAGCGAGGAGUGUAGACGUGGAUAUCUUGGGGCUAAUCCACGUAGGGGUGAUACGCUCUUACUUUAAUGUACUGUUUAAAAGGUGAGAGUACAUUCCAGACCAGUUAUAUGCCAGAUUAAGGGGUUUAGUUCACACCAACAAAAAGUGCAAUAUAGCCGUUCAAACUAGUGCAAACAAAAGCAUUCAGCACCAUAAACAUAAUGCAUUACAGAUUACAUCAUGCACUAAACUUCAAUAUGGAAAACUUGAAUACCUCUGAAAAAGUGAUUAUGCAACAUUAAAGAGGCUGAUAUUAUUAUUUUCUUAUUAUAUUUAGUAGCAUUAGAGGUCAAUAUUAAAUAUACAGUACAGAGGCAUUAGUCGAUCUUUAGAGGAUGCUGUCAAAAGAAAAUGACACACACCAAAGGGAGUGAAAUAAGGUAUUUUAAUCCCUUAUUUAGGAAAAAUCACCAGAAACAGAGGAAAGUGAUAAAAGAGAGACUUCGAUUCAAAUAAGUGUAUUUAUAAUGUCUAGUAAAAAUAUCCUGUUAGACUGAAGUUAGACACAUCAGCCUGACAAGACCAGAUAAAAGCGACUCUAAAUGAUUUUGCCAUGGGUGUCUUUAAACAGAGUAUGGUAAAAGAGAAACCCACAAAGAGACCUAUCUGUUUGUUAAAUAUUAUAAUUAAUGAAUAAAGACAUUAAGAAACAAAUCUACCAUAACUUUUUCAAUGAGAAAACAUAAAUGUAGACUACAAUAACCAACAACUUACAACAAACCUAAAACAUGUUUAACAUGAAGAAAAAAGGAUUACAGAUGGAUAAUAACUGAUCCCCCAAAACAGACCCAAUCACCUGUUCUUCAUUUACAAACACAUUUAAAAAUAGAUGAACACAGACCAAACAACGAGGGUGAUAUGAAAAAAUCAUCCAGAACCAGAGAAAAGAAGGUAACUUUAAACACACAUUAUCAUGUCUGAAAUUAAGGAUUUAUACUUAUGCAAGAUAAAAAGGAUGUUAAAAACAGAUUUAAACACACAGUAGGAGAUAUGGAAACCAAUUACAGAAAAAGAGAAAACAUGAAAUCUAUGAACAAAUAUAACUUAGGUUUAACAUGAAGGAAACACAUCCAAAUGUGAGAGGAUUGCACCUAAAACGGACCUGGACUUUUGGAUAAAGAAUCUUUUUUUUUAGAAAAGACAAUGAAUGUUCCAUUUAAACAGACCUGAAUGUCUAUUUUACAUAAGAGCAACAAAUUUAAAAACAGAUGAUAACAGGUUUCUGAAAACAAACCUACAGAAAAAGACAACAAAUUCUGAACAGACCUAACAGCUUUACAAGGAUAUGAAACAGGCUGUUCACAAAAGGGUACCUUAAAACAGACAUAACCAUGUUUUUUUUACAGAAAAAAGAAAACAUAAUUUGAAACGGAAUUGUUUUAUAAUCAUAAACAUUCAGAAAAAGAAGAUCCAGGGUCAUGUAAAGCUGACCUUAACGUUUUACAGACAUGAAGAACAAACAUUUUGAAACAGAAGGCAGCUCAAAUGACCAAACAACACAAGAUAUGACAGAAACACACGUUAGGACAGAAUGAAGAGUUCCUUAAAACAGACCUGAAAAUGAGUUAGUAUAAUAGAAAACAGUUUUCUGAAAAUGAAGCAGCUGAUGUACAGUAACUUUAACAGAAACUACAGCCUCAUGAUAACACUGCUUUUACAUAAUAUAGGUUUAAACUCAAAGAGAGUUCACAACUUUAACAAAAAUAUUACACAAACUGCUGUGUCAGGAUAUGACAGGACUUUAACCAAGGUGAAUAACAUUCUUGUCAGUGCCCUCCUGUGGACAAAAUAGGUGCUAGGUUGUAUUGUUACGUGAAACACAUUGUUAGCAGGUUGUAAUGCAACUUUUUUUUUUUUAAUUUCUUUAAGUUAUGUAUAGUAAGUGUUGUUAUCCAUACCAUACUGUAAUGUUAGCUCUUAACUUAGAGGGUUUGGAUAGAAGAAUAUUUUUAAAAGAAAGAUAGAAACCACAAAAUCACCAUAACCCGCAGGUCUAAACACAAACCGGCUCCAUCCUUCUGUAAUUAAAACACCUAGGGCUCUAUUUUCGUGCCUUGCCGGAAACGUGCCGUAGGCGUGGCAUAAGUCAGGUCCGCCGACAAGGCGUUCCCAAGCACAAUUUGGUAUUUUUGUGAGUGGCGCAGCCCGGCGUAAGUAUCCCCCCUCCCUAACUCAGCUCCUCCCAGAGGCGUAAGUCGUAGCGAGGGAGGAGAGAGGGCGUGGAGUGGGUUUAACACAGCCAAGACCUGUAUUGACCAAUAACAUCAGCUCCUCUCCUCGCCUUUAAAUACGCCACCGGCGAGGCGUAUUACUAUUUUCAUGAAGUAGUCAAAGAGAUCAAGAGAUAGCUGAAAACAACAAUGCCACACGAUGGCGACAGAAGGCAGCCCCUCAACAAGUGUCGCUGUAAACGCUGCAGAGAACGUCCUUCACACCGUCUCAUGUGAGUACAGAUGGAUUUGGUGUGUGUAAUGUUGGACCCACUGGUAAGACAAACACCCUUUUCCACAAAUAAAGACACUCACAUAAAGUUGCAAUUAUUCAAAUCUCACGUGACAAAGGUGGGUUGUGCGCACAGAUCACAACAUAAAUUCCAAAAAUGGCAUUAAAAUCGGAACCAUCUGUGUGUAAUUGAUGCAUGGCGCUCCGUGGCCUUGCUCUUUCUUUCAUAGAUGUUAGCAUAUAAAUAAACUUGGCUAACAUUGAAUAUAAUAAUAUUCGUAUGUAGGCUUAAAGUAAAUAACUCAUCUGAUCACUGUUACAAAUCAUCUGCUUAGCCGCUGCAGCAGCAGCUGCAGCAGGACAGAGAGAGGACACGGAGACACGUCCAGGUCGAGCUGCGCGAGAAAAAGGGGAAGAAAGACAAGGAGGGAGACAAAUUACAUAUCUUGUUAACUUCAUCAUGUGUGUCUAUUUACCAGAUAUUUAGUUUAAUUUGAUGCAGUUUCAGCUGUGUUGAUUUGGUCAGGUUGUGUGUCCAAACGCGUGCCGAACCCGCUCAUCAGAUCAGAUAUAGAUCAGAAUAUAUCGAUAUAGAUCUAAAUGUAUGUGCUGACUCAGAUUAUUAGUUGUUGAUGUUUAUUUAUUGCACUGAUUGUGCCUGACACUGUGGAAACCUGCCGGUGAGGCAUCGGUGACGUAUGCCGAUAUGCUGAUACGCCGCCGGUCUACCAAAAUAGACCAGCUGCGCUCCGCCUGCGCUGAAAGCUGACCAGGUUUGAAUCGGCGAGCUUUCAGCGCACUUUAUACGCCGGUGGCGAGCACGAAAAUGUCACUGCGGCAGCUGAUUCUGUCGACACACCCCCUGCCACGCCACCACGCCCAGCUUGGCGGAUCUAGGUGUGCCUCAGUCCAUGAAAAUACCAAACUGGCUGUACGCCGGGCUCCGCCAGACGAAAAUACCACUGAGCGGGGUCCACCACCCUCCACCGCCUCACCGGCGGACACGAAAAUAGAGCCCCUACUGUUUAUAUCAAACCUUAUUGUUUUUCAUUCAGUCUGGACUCUCAGCAGCAGACAACAGUGGGACAGUCUGCCUGUUCCCCUCAAUUUCAGAUAGUUACACAGAGAGAAACCAUUUCUAUUCAGAGGUUUCACAAUAAGUGAGUGAGAUUUGGGAGGUUUUGAGUCUGCUCCUGAAAACUUCCGUCCCCCUCAGGGAUGAGUCACACACUCCUUGAUAUGUCAAGUUCACAUCUGGAGUAUCUAAGAAGCUAAGAAGACUAACAUCUGUGAGGAUGUUACAGACCCUGCAGUGAGACUGUGAACUCUCCUCAGCCCACUCUAAUGGACACACAUGGUGCACACGCUUCCUGUGGCGGCUGCACAUGUCCUCGUUCUCAGCCGCCGUGUCUUCAGCUCCUCCAUCCUGUCCUGCAGGGAGGAAUGGGCUCAGCGCAGCCAUCUGUCUUAGUGUUUGAGAAGGCGACACAGCGUCAGGCCUAAGUGCACUGCUUUCUAUCAUGUCUGGGAAUUCAAGCUGCUUCCCUCCAUUAACCCCGAGCUGCAGCUGCCUGAGGCCUCUCCCUCUCUUUGAUUAAAGAAAUGACCCUCCAUGCCGGGUGGGUGAGGGGAAGUGUGGGGUAGGGGCUCACCUUGAUGGCGCCUCUUGAGAUGCUUCCUGCUGCAGGUCGUGGUCGGCGUCCUCGUAUUUUCAGCUGCUGUUUGCUGUUUGUUCCUCCUGAAGCUCGGUGACUCAGCUCUGCCUGACACAAGCGGCUGGACGGGCUUCAGAGGACGCCGCUCGCUGAUUGAAUCAUGAAUUCGAUAUGCUGAUGCACGGCCUGCCAGAGAUUUCACGCUCCAUUGCUGGCUUCCAUCUUGUCAGUGCACCUUACCACCGCUUCUCUUCAAUCCUUGUCACAUGUACCCCUCCAACUCCUUUUAAUCUUCUUUGACCAGCUGGCACCAGUCUUUAUUUUUAAUGCUGGUUGUAAAUAUUAAAAAGCAGAAGCUGAGUCCUUGGCGUCCUUGAAACUUCCAUGAGUGCCUUACUCGUGUUUGUGAAACCAGCCUAUUGGCAGACUAUCUGCCAUCUGCAUGAAGAAUGAAGCAGACCUGUUGCAGGUGUGGAGGUUUCUUUUCAACAUUAUUGAGCUUAUACCGAAUGCUUGGUGGGGUAAUCUUCCAGGUGAUAUUGAGCUUCAAUCUGCCUCUUUUUUUCUCUCCAUGGACUUUUUCAGGCCCAAAAAAUAUUUUGGUUACAGAUGACAAAAAAAGUUACAGGAGCAGGAUGCCAAGAACCGUCAUGAUUGAGAAAAAAAAGUCAACAACUGGUGACGCCACAUUUCUAUACUAAACUGUCCCUUGGUGAAAGCUGCUAAUGCAUAUCAUGUUUUCAAUAUGCUGAAUUGCUGUGUUCAUCACUGUUUUCUAGAAUGGUGUCCAUCAGUAUUUUUUAUAUCAGUAUAUUUAUAUGAAGUCAACUUUUCCAGUUAUAUUUUUGAACGACUAAAAAAGCAUGUGCUAGUUACUGAUGUAUCAGCGACUGAUAUGCUUUCAUAUUUCUGGUUGGUAACUAUGGCAAUAGUGCCUCAAAGCGUUUCCCCUGUUUUACUUUGGUAAUAAGGCUAAGGUUGGCCCAUGGCCCAAAAGAUUUAACACUAGAAAUCCAAUAUUCCUCUUUACGCCGCCUCAGUUUCUGAUUUAGAGGUUCCAAUGACCUUCAAUAAACACGAUGUCAUCCGAUCAAACAACAGAAAAUAUGUGCAAUGUGAAUUACAUAUUGCACACGUGAACAUUUUUGAUAACAGCCACCAUUCAGUCUUGAUGCAUUUAACCAAAGUUGUCGAUAUUGUUAUCCUGCUAAAUAGAAGCAUAAUUCCCUGACCAGUGUUGUAAAAGUUUACACUAAAGCUAGCUUAAAAUUUAGUUCACACCGAGCAAAAUUGAAUUUGUUCACAUUUAUAGUUCAUUUGUUUUGAAGUUAGUUCAUAGUCCAAAAACUGAAACUAGUUUGUAUUUAUUUUGUUUCAGCUGCAGCUUACUUUUAUCUGUAUGCAGAGCCUCCUAGACUGUAAAAUUACUCAGUUUAGAAACCACGGAAAUUUUCAUUUAGGUUUUUUUUUUCAAUUAAACGUGGGAAAAAUCUGCAGAUUUAAAAAACAAUUGAAACAACUAUUAUUUAAAGAAGACACAAAUUUAGGUAGCUAAAGGUUCUGACUUUUAACCCACAUACACAGGAAGAAUACACUGCCUCGUCACUGACAAUGUGGGGGAGAAGGUUUUCACAUACUCUUAAAUAAAACAGCUGAAGGUUUAAAAAAACUCUGAACAGUAAUUACUCUCCAGUCUCAAAAAGUUUAGCAGAGCUGGUUUCAUCUGCACUGCUUACUACAUCUGACCAUGACAGAAGCGAGAAGCAGCAGGUGCUGUACAUUUGAAUUUGGCUGCUGUAACACAGCAUUCAGUAACACAAUGCCUCUUGGAUCCUCCCAAAAAGUGAGCAACUAUUUACAAACUCCAGAGUAACUAAACAUGAGUUGAAAAAUAAGCUGCUUAGUUCACUUUUGACCAAAAUGUGAUUUUGUUCAAUGAACACACUCAUUUUAUCGUGUUCAUUGAACAACACUAACUUAAUAUCAAUGGUCCUUCACACUGGGUACCACAUGUGAUAAAACCAUAGAUUGUAAAUACUAUGGACAACUUGGUUCCGCCUUCCGUCAUUAUGGAAAUUGGAGCCGAAUUGCUCUUGGUAUUUCCAGUUUUUUUUUUCACUUCCUGAAACCAACAUUGCGCAAUUGCGUUGUACACAUUCCGUGGGAGAGUCACCGAGAGUCGCUGUGGUGACGCUUGACUCAAACAGCUUAUCCCCCGGGUGAGCUACUCAAUCUUCGUAUGCUCAUAGUCUGUAUCAAGUGUCAAUCCUAGAAAACAUGAACCCCCUAAUAACUUUUAAAAAUGGAGCUGCACAGAAAACAGAGGACUUGAGCACAAACCAGUCUUACAAUAACUAAAUGUCAACAUCGCAAGCAGGGGGGAGAAAAAAAUAUAUUCUGUGUAAUACAUUUCUAAAGUUUGUCCACAGCUCCUGGAUGGCUGGAGGAGGUGGGAUUUAUGAGCUAUACUGCAGCCUGUCACCAGAGGGUGCUGUUCUCACAGUGGCCUCUACCAGCUAAAACAGCCCUGUGAGAGAUGAUUAGACACUUUAAAAACUGGUUUUCAAGAUUUAAUCAGAGUCCAAAACAACCGUAGAACUUGCGUCUCUCUGGGUUUCGAGUCAACCUAACAUUUUACAACGUUCUACCUGUUUUCAUACAGCUCCAAACCUUAAUAAAUUAAUCAAGCUUUAUUAAUAUAGCGCCAAUUUACAACAAGUGUUAUCCCAAGUUGCUUAACAAAAAAGCUGGUCUAGCCCAAACUCUAUAUUUAUUUGCAGACUUCAGUGUCAGCUCACAACGACGGAGUGACAGCUGUCUGAUACAGAAAAGGUCUCUGCAGGUUGAAAGUGGUCAAUUCACAUGGACCAAGUUAUUACAGGGCUCAGUGAAGAGUCAAUGUACAUGCAUCUGGAUAAAUAUAUUUCAUUACCAUGCCAACUCACCUCUCCACCCCCACCUGAAUGCUUAGAAACAUCCAGCAUAUAAAAAACUAAAAAUAUACCAGCCUCAGACCCGAGGGGUGAAUGUGAAUGAACCCUGCACACAAAGACGUGCAUAUGCUCCUUUCUUCACACAGACUGGUAUUUUUAAAAAGAAGACUUUAAUGUGUCAGCUGAGCAGACUUUGAUGCUUCAAUGUGCCAAAGAUGAGGAUAACAUCAAAGGCUAAAUUUGGGGGACAUUUUCUAUGGAGCCUUAAUCUGGCCUGCACACUAUUACAGUCUGUCGAGUCCCAUUAUGUGUUACAUCCGUCUUUAGACAGGGCUGAUCUUUACUCAGAAUAGACUCACUUCACUGCAGAAAGAAGAAUAAUCUGUACCGGGUGAUAAAUUAGGAGUCAUCGUGGUAUAAAUUAGUUGGAAAUAAUGGCCCACAAUGCACCCUGGUGUGUAUAAUUACUGUGAGUAAGUGAUGACGCAGAGGCUGCCCUGGCACAGAGAGAAGACUUUAAUAGUGCCAGACCUCAGACUGAAUGAAGUCUGGUGUAUGUCCAAAUCAGGUUAAAGAGAAGAGAGUCUACAUCCAUCUACAGACAGCUAUGGGUGUGUACGUGGUGGGUCUUAUGGAUAACAAAGAACCGAACGUUGUCAGGACUUUGGUGCUUUUAGAAGGUGUAAUUUUAUGGCAAAGGAGCAGCUUUAAAAACAUGAAAGUGAUGUUGAAAAAAGGCAAAGUAUGGCUGAAAACCAGCAAAUGUCUGAAAACAGCACUGAGCAUUUUAAAAACAGCUAUAUGAUUAAGUCAUCCGAUUACCAAAAUAAGCUCUCUAUCACACUGGGACGUCCCAUUUGAAAAUACCAAUACCAGGCAGAGGAGUGUGUUUUUUUCAGGGGCCACAUUUUUUCUGGUUUCCUCAUGGUGUGUCUCACCGUGUUGCUGUGUGACACGGUGAGGAGUCUUGGUGCAACACACGAUGACUGUAACUUUGGUUUUCUGAGUGACCAUCCCUCCAUGUGAAGGUUGCUUUAAAACCUCUCCCAAUAAAUCACUGUUCCUAUGUUUUAAUAUCAAUAUCUCUUACAUGUUCACCUCAAUCAGACCCAAACUAGUUUAAGUGUUCCGCCCAUGCAGCACAGUUUCCACUACAUGCUCUGACCUAGAAGUUGAAUAGCAGACAUGCAUAAAAGGAAGCCAGACAGUAAACAAAGCCUCAGAGGCAGAGCUAUUACCCUACAUCCAGGAGGUACAGAUCUGCACAGUUAUGAGUGUCUUCAACAUUUGACAUACAUCCACUUUGUUGUUAUCCUUAAAUGAUUUAUACUGUGAUAAAAGAAUAAACCUUUGACUCUGCAGAUCAAACAUUUUAAGGCCGUGUCUUAACUUUAGGUCAUGAUGUCAGAGCACCGUGGUAUGGCAGAGCGGCUUUUAUUUCAGUUGCAUGUCUGAAGUCUAGGGCUGUGAUCAACCAAAGAAAUUCAUGGUUGACUAAAACCCUGAAAUUUUCGACCGAACAUCGACUAAUGAGGGGGGGGUUUGUACAUUGAUGGCAAACCCUUCUGUGGCAGGGCAUGAUGCGGCUCAGCGAGGUGAAAAUAUACUUAUAUCAGCACGAGGAUGCAAUUAAACACAAAUAUUAUAUUCAGCAAACCACCGGACGUUGAUUAACACAGAUGUUCUUCAAUCUUACUGUCACCAGCCGGUCUCCAGAGGGUUGGGCGAAUCCAAGAUGGUGAAAACAAGGGGGAUGUUCUGAGACAGCCUGUUACCUGUGAAAGGGGGUGCUCUGAAAACACCCCCAUAAGCACUUGGUAUGUUCCUCCUGAUGAAAAAAAUUGAGUCGACCAUUUAGAAUUUUGACCGACUCAGCAGUAUCAAUCAAUAAGACCACCAGUCCACGAGGACUUUACAGCUCUACUAAAAUCAAAUCACGAAGUACCCUUUUUUCAUCUAUUUGAUUGCCUAAAAUUAGGAAUAUUAAAGUAAACUUUUCUUUUGAAAUGCAAAAAAAAAAAAGAAGGAACUUUUAUUGUGAUUUAAACAGGAAUAAUCGCUAUAAAUUAGAUAAAUUCUUUCAUUAAUUGUGAUUAACUAUUAAAAUUAUGAAACUAAUUGCAACAUAAGGUAUGAUUUGUUUAACAGCCCUUAAAUGAGUAAAAACUAACACCCAUGUGAUAAGAAUCAUUAUUAUUAGUAAACCAAACUGGUUUGCCAUUAAUAAUAACCAGAACCCCUGGAUCUAUAAACAGCUGACUCACUGAGCCAUCAGAGCCUCAUGCAACAACAUUUCAAAGUAUAUGAACUGACCCUUACAUGUGACUGUAUUCACCAACAUGAUUCACAGUUCACUAUAUUUUAAAGCCACUUUGUCAUAGUGAAGACACUUACAGCCUCAUCUUCUCUUCUGUUUUUAAAACAGGGACCUAUAUGGGCUGCUUCCUGCACAACGCCACUGAUCGAGCCCUGGGGGGCACGAUGCUUUAUGACCUGCGCAAAAUGACCAGCUCUCUGUGUCAGGACACCUGCUCAGAAAGGUAAUGUGUGCUGCAGGCUCCUGUGAAGGGACCACAGAGGGCCCGCUGUUUGAGUAAACGCUUUGGAGCUGAGUCUCUGCCAUGAAUGGCCUCCUGUGUUUGGAGCUACAGAGGGCCAGGUGGCUGGAUGACAGUAAAAGAUGAGGGUAUGGGGGGGUGAGGAGCAGGACAGAAGGCUUGAUGUGUCGCAGGAGGAGGAAGGAGGAAUGUGUGUGUGUGUGUGUGCGUGUGUGUGUGUGUUGGAAAGCUUAAUGAGCUUCAGGAAGCAGUUGGCGAGUUCGUCAGAGGAGUGAUUUGUGCUUCUUCCUUGUGGCCCUGUAGCAGUGACACCAGGAAAUUGUGAUGGUAACAGAUAUGGAGGGGUUGAAUAUUUUAAAGCAAGUGCUGUGAUAACACAACCGAUAAACUCAGACACUAACAAAUAGUAAAACCACCUAAAAACUCAUUCCGGGUAUUAAAAACAUGCUUUUUUACCUUCAGCCCUAUCAGCUGUGUUUUUGUGCUUUUGGGGGACCAACAUGUUUCCAAAGCUUGCAAUGUUGCCAUCAGGGAUUUUCAGCAAAGGCUCCGUUUUACAUACUCUGUUUAGAGUUCAGUAAGCACUUUGAGACACUAUGACUGAGAGACAACUUCUAUUAAGGGAUUCUGUCAUUUACAUACUUUUAUUUUGAUUGAGAGAUUUAAAGGAAUUAGGAUUUAGCUGAUUGGAAUAAGCACCAAAUACAGCAGAUGGUUUAGCCUCUUUGUUCUCCAUGUUUUGUUUUUCUGCAUCCACUCCCUGAAAGGAAGUCACCCUUAUGAUUCAAGGUAUCAUGGUGGUAAAAAGUAAGGUAGGAAAUUUGCAAAAAAAAAUCCUGGACUUAAAGCUCCUGUUGUUGUUUUCUUUUUAACUGGCCAUGAAACUGACUGAAAUGAACACUAAUGCAUCUUUGUGACCAAAAGCAAACAAGACAGGCAGUUUAUGUAUCGUCAAUUUUAAUGUUUAUAACCAGUGUGAAGGAGGAUGUAUCAGACAACACUGUAUACAGCUCUUUAAAGAAACCCUCUCCUUCACUUCGACCACAGCAAAGUCUCACAGUGAGUAAGAUAUUUGAAAGCUAAGAAAGAUAAGAUGUAUCACCUUGUAUACUGUACGUGGGGCACUGAAUUAACACAAGCAGAAAGCUCCUUACAGAGUCUUGAAAAGACUAAUGAGCAACAGUUGGGUGAGUGCAGUCAUUUUUUUAUUUUUUAUUUUGGCUCUGCACUAACUUUUGGAAACUUUUCAGCGAGUUGCUGCUCUGCUUUGUGCCAGCUGUAGCUAAGAAAAGUCAAGGGCAGACAACACAGGAGAGAAGAAGCUCGGCUUACUUUUAGUUCAUUAUACUACGAAACAACAUCAAAGCGGGUGGUUCAGAGAGUCCUCUUUUUUACAGCUGCCUCCACAUCCUCCUCAUUAUCCUCCAUGUUCAGCAUUACUGAGUCUUCCACUUUGUUAGCAAUUAGCUAUCUCGUGUGGGAGGAAUAAGUUUACUGUGAAUCAUAGCCAUGCAGAAACUUGUUGUUUUUUACAGAAUGAGUGGUGAGGUUUUGCCUCUUGACCCAACUAAACCACCGUCAUGCAGCCCAAAAGCAGUGCACUCUCUUUCUGGUGUAGACAGGAGAAUAAACCUGGGGGGGUUAAGAUGGGGUCCCUUGUUAUGGCAACAGAAACCAGGAUGGUAAUUCUGGGACUGCUCCCACAAGCAACCUGCCGACCAGUAGGACAACAAAGCAGGUAGAAGAUAGAAAAAGAUUGAAAUGUUCAGGUCAAGAAUGGAAAUUGAGGGUGAUUAGUUCUAGUUUGUAGGGAAACAAAGAUCUUGCUAGCAAGGAGUGAAAGACCUUGUGCAAGAAAGGAUUAAUGGAGAAGUUUCUAGUCCUGAUUCAAGGAGGCUACAAAAAGGGAACUAUAGAGGCAGAGACAGCCAAGCCCAUUGUACAAAGAGAGCCUGUCCUUUAAUUGGUUUGUGGACCUCAGGAGACCCAUGAUGGACACAUAUGAUCCACUACUAUUCGUGAGCUCCUGUAUUACAAUAGGUGCCAAGAUGGCAACAAAAGAACUGGUUCUCUUUGAUCGAUUCUUGUUUAAGGUCAGAGAAAAUGUUAUGGGUAUGAUAUGAUAGCACUUGGUACGUUCGUCCUGAUUAAAUUAACCAUUGACUGUAAAUUGACAGGGGGAAAAAAUGGAGUCCACCAUUUAGAAUUUUGGUUGACUUAGCAAGUAUCGACCAAUAAGUCGACCAUUCGACUAAGACUUUACAGCCCUAGUGCUGUACUUCCAUCCAUGUCCUUUCCUCUUAUAACCAAAGUUGUCUUGGUAUUUGUUUAGAGGUAGAUAGUAGACAGGAGAACCACUGGGACUCUAAUUCCUUCUAUUCUGGGACCCAACAACAUUUCAAUACACCUGUGACACCUAAAACCCUGUGGUGGGGAUUCGUGUUUGCCUUCAGUUUUGUUUUGUUUUGCCUCCAGCUAACGUUGGCCAACAACAUUUUUGAUCCACAGAUGGUUGAAUUACAUGAUUUCUGAUUGAAAGGGGGUCUUGGACUUCUUCAAGGGGAGUUAUAUAUCCCUGAAUCAGUGAGUUAAAGCCACCUUGCAAGAAAACAGGAAGAGGCAGGUAAAAGUUUUCAAAGCCGUCUGAAGAAGUGACCAGUUUGAAUAAUUCCCUCUCAUAUUCUCCAAAAGUGAAUCCCCACAGAAACAGAGGAGCUGAGGACAGAUGGAUGCAGUCAAAGAGAGAGCGAGUCAGCACUCUCAUCUUAAGCCCGCUGAGCCCCCCACCCCCCUCCUCUUUCUUUCCCCAUCCACACAGACAUCAGCCGUGCUCGUUACCUGAGCGAGCCAAUUACUGCGAUGAGUACGAGUAAAAAGUCAAGGCAAUUUAUGGUGGAAGCUUCAAAGGACAUAUAUGAAAAGGUCAAUUUUGAUGAGGUCUGUGUCUGUCCUGAGGAGGGGGGUAAAUAGGGGGGAUGAGUCACAACAGCCUUGAUAUGUAAAGUACAGAUCAGAGGUGACUGUGGUGCAGCUGAGAGAGAAUAACUCAGUCAGUAGAGAGAAGGGAGGAGAACACGGCAGCAGAAAAAGCUCGCUGUGUUGAAAAGCUGAAAGUUUGAGUCCAAAGAGAAGUUUGAAAUGUUAACUUCUGUCCUGUGGGAGGGCUCAGCCUGAGGGCGAUCCUUUCAGGGUAUUUAACGCCCUCGGCGGGGGCAUUAACUGUGUGUCCAUCUGUGUGUGUGUGUGUCUUUCUUUUUUGCUUCUCCUCUGUGUGUGUGUGUUCAGCGGAUACCAGUUUGCAGGUCUGGAAUAUGGAGCUGAAUGCCACUGCGGGAACCGGAUCAGCAGCCCUCGGGCCCCUGAGGAGGACUGCAGUCUGGUGUGUCGGGGGGAGAGGGGGUCUCCCUGUGGCGGUGUGGGCCGUCUCUCGGUUUAUAAAGUGGAGGAGCAGCUGCCUGGGCACAGAAAGUGUGAGUCAAGUCCCCCCUGAGGGAGGACACAGGACUGAGCGCUAUUUAUUCUCUGCAUGAGCCGCUCUGUGGGGGACUGCACACAGGAGCGAGGAAAUGACUGAAGUGUUAAACUCAAAUCCUCAAAAAGAAAAUAUAAAUAUAUAAAGAUCAGUCAGCAGAGUGUAAUGUCAGCAAAACAAGAGCACUCCACACUUGAAUUUGCAGCUAUGGUAAUUAAUUACUUAUUUCUUUUUCAAAGGGAGCUGCUCAAGAAAACUAUAAAACAUAAAUUAACUGGCACAAAAAAGACAGAAAUAAAAAUUAAUGUAAAAUGCAUGAUAUAAAAGAUUAUGGACUGAUUCUUCUGGUAAUAGGCAGAAGUAGUGACUAUAAAAUGAAACAACAUGAUGAUAAACAGUUAGACUCUGCAGAAGUCAGUGCUGCUGCUUAGAGUAGCAGAUCAAUCCAAAUCUCAAAGCUUCUAUGAGAAGUUUAUGGCCGACUAUGAAACAAAGUGAAAUUAACAGUGAUGCUCUUUAUAACCUCAAACUAACCAUCAGUAACAAGAUUUAUCAUUUCUACAAUGUUAUUCUUGAAACCUGUAGCUGCUGCAUGAUGAGAGGUGCUGGACCAGGUGAUUGGUGCCAUAGGCGCUGAUGUGUUUAUGCAGGUGCUCCAAAUGUAAUGCAGUGCUAUUUUGAAAAAGCAAUGAAACACAAAUGCCGAUGUAAGUACCCCUUUCACACAAACCCCCGAUCAAUGCCAGAGGCGAACACAAAUAAAAAGGAAAUCCACAAUCUGACACCAUGGAAACAAGCUGUCAAAUACAGCCUACAUGUGUAGGUGACGACAGAGCUGUCCAUGGUGCUGAAAGUCACUAAACCAUGCUGUACUUUACAGCACCUGCUCUACUGAUUCCUCAUGUACUGCGUAUAUUCUGUUCAUACCAGACACGAAUAAUAUCCUCUGUGUCUGUGAUUUACAUGGAAAAUCAAUGUAAAGAUGCAAGUUCUUGUUGGGUAAUACAAAUGAGGUGUGAAUAGCAGGGACUGAGUUAAUCAAAUACGCAAGACAGAGGAAAUGACACGUGGAUGAUGCAAAUUCCAGUGUUCAUUCGCUUAUUCCUGUAAGUUAAAAACUCUGAGCUUUAACAAACCCCUCGGGCCGCAAUAGCCAAUCAACGUGGAGAUUUCCUCUUGACGACUGAUGAAGGUUCAUUAAUGUGGACUAUGAAAAACCAACCGAUUUCAAUCAACCUUAUUGUGAUGGUAAAUAGGACAACAUAUGAUCAUAUUAAACGGAUUAUGAUGGACUAUAACAAUGCUGCUCACAUAAACCAUGUAUCAUGAAGAAUUGCACAUUAUCGACAAGACUUUAGUGCUCCAGCUGGCACAUGUUUGAUCUUAAUACAUUUUAAUAGGACUUCUUUCAGAAGGAAGUCUCUCACAGGAGCUUUAAACCAAACAACAAAAUAUAGAUCAACUAUGACCAUAAUAAAUACAAACCAAACCCCCUAAAAUCCUUAAAUAUAAGUAAUUUAGUAGAUAUUAGACAGACAGGGUGAAUAAAUGCUGUUCAGUCGGUUGUGUGCAAACAAACGUCAUGCCAUCCUGCAAAAGUUAGAAGUAGGUGAAAAGAGCUGAUUUAACACAUCUGUCACUAACAGAUCACAGUUUUAGUUAUAAUAAUGUUUAUUAGUUAUUAUAACUAAAACUUGAACUGAAGUUUCUUAGUUUAGUUUUCAACUAUCCUCAUGAUUCAUGGUGAUCACUUCUGCUGUGUCCCUUUAAUUGAGUCCUGUUAAUAUUUAUUUAUUCUAGGAAGAGCCUUAAUAACAAUCAGAUUCAAAAGAUUUGCAUUUGUUCUGAUUGCAUGUCUUCAGCUAAUAGCCUGCAGUAGCUUCAAUAUAAACCCUCAGGAGCAUCUGAUCAAACGCCCUUUUUUUAGCUGCCAGAUUGUUUGUAAAACUGUCUGAACAAUCAUGAAAAGGACUGUGACAGAAAGAGGAUUUUUAACCUGAAACAGUUAUCAAGCCACUGCUGUCAGAGGCACCAGACUCCCCUGACAAAAAUAAAGUCGUUCUACCUUGAACAACACUCAAUGUCUGGCCUCUGCCUGCCAUCUUAGCUUGUUUUAUUGUGUGACUUUGGGGUUUAAAGUGUUGGUCUGGAUCUGACUACACAGAUUAACACAAACAAAUUUAGCAAUUCAGGCAGGCAGAUCAGUAACUUCUGUGCUCUGCAAGAAAAAAAAAAGCAACAUGAAAGUCAAAUGAGCCUGGCGCCUUUGAGGGAGGAGUGUGAUGUAGCUAAUGGCUGUUUCUGUUCGAAAAAUGAAUCUUAUAAUCAACAAAAAGGUCAAACCCUGCAGGGAUGCUUCCCGUAAUGUUGACAGACAGUUUUUAUAACCAGGAAGACAAGACACCCAGAGGUGCCAAAGCAAUGUCUGCACCAAAUGUUAACCAGUCUGUGGUGGAAAAUAGCCUAAAACAAAUGGACUACUUCUUGCGGUUUAGGUCCUGUUUCUUAAGAAAUACAACCUGCACAGGGAAAUGGCAGAGCCUUUUAUUUUAUGUCCUCAACAACCAAUAAGCUUUGAACUAAAAGCCACAGAAAAGCUGCGCCACAGUUUAUGGGCUUUCAGUUUUUACAAGGACCUCUUCUGCACACCUAUUCUUUGUAGCUUGCCAAGGCUAAACUGAAAUGAGAUGUUUUUUUUCUCUGCAAAGAACAUCCUGUGUACAUCACCAGCAGUUCAUAACUUUUUACCAGCAUCAAUGGGACCUCUGCCAACCUUGUAACUGGUAGCAGGUUGGCUAAAAUCCUGAGGCUCAACCCCCAACGCCAAAAUCCUUUUUUAUUUAUUUUUUUAUUUUUUUGUUACCUUUGGGACAUUUUUGCCUUCACCAAAUAGGAAAGGUGAAGAGAAAUGGGAAAUGUGGGGAUCAGAGAGCAGGCAACAACCAGUGACCACUGCAGUAAGGACUAUAGCCACUGUGCGUGGGGUGCUCAAACCACUAAGCCAUCAGUGCCAUGGCUGCAACGAUUAGUCGAUGUUGUCAACAAAAAUCAACAAGAAAAAAGUCGACAAUGAAUUCCAUUGUCAACUAUUGUCGUCAGACAUGUUUUUUUCAUUGGAGUGAGGCAUCUUACUUCUUUACGAUCUCUGCCCAGAGUCACACAUGCGCAAUAGCAUCUCCACCGAGCAGUAGGGUAUUCAAAUAUGGUGGCACCAGCGGCCCAUACAGCAGCUACGAGUACACGCUUAAAAAGCUCCAAAGCUUGAGAGCACUCUAGCCUAGAUAAGGCGAAAAAAAAAAAAAAAAAAGAAAACCUCAACCUCAACUGCUGCAACCUUAUGUUAAAUUUAAGAAAAAAAAAAUCAUAGUUAUCCAAUUUGUCGACCAAUCGUUUUAAUAGUCAGUGACUAGUCGACUAUUAAUAUAGUCGUUUGUUGCAGCUCUAAUCAACGUCCUACCAUUGCCAGUGUUUUAAAGAAAAUGUCCAGCUUUAAUGCAUCUAUUAGUUUUGACGUUUUUUUUUCAGCUAGAAACCAAGUUAAAAUCAAUAUUGAUGUAGCCCCACAAAGCUCCAACAUGCAGACAGCAGUGGAGCAGGGGAAAGAAUUUGCAGCUACAUGAUAAUGCUGUAGAAAUCAACAUUUCUAUUUUGAAUGACGGAACUAGCUCUCUGAUAUUUACUCACUUACUGGAAAAUGACAUAAAAGUGUUUAUUGGUCUCAUUGCAAUAUUUUAUGUGUUAACCUUGAAGGUGAAUUUAAAAUAGUUUACCAAUCUGUUUACAAUUUGAUCUUAAUACAGGCUUAGGUCAGUGCUUUUGUAUUUAUUCACUUAAAUGGCUCUGUUUUAAAUUGAUCAAUAAAACCUUUUUUUCUUAAACAAGUUGUUUUUACAAACAUUAACGUUUAAAAGUGGGAAUUUAACAAGCUCCUUUUUCAACACAUUUAUUCAUGAUUCAGAAAUACUAUUGUUGUCAGUGUCACACACUGUUCAACUUUAUGACCAUAUGCUUCACUCUAAACUGGAAAUGUUUUGGCUUCACUCUUUGACAGCCGUCAUAUCAUUCAUUUUUAAACAGUCCAUGUCUUUGAUGACAUUCAAUCAAGCGCCUUCUUCGUGGCAGUUUAUCUGAGGAAAGAUGUUUUUAUCAAGAGAAACAUUUUGUCAGCUUUUGUACCUUUUAUAUAGCCUGUGAUGCUUUUUAAUCACAGCUCCUGUGUUUCAUUAAAAGGAAUGUGUAUCCUAUUAUUCCACGCAAAGACAUGUACUGUCCUUUAUAGUCAAAGAUUCUUCAUUAAACAACAGCAAAAUGCAAAAUCCAACAAAGCUCCUUAUACAUAAACAUUUCUCUCUUUUCUGUGCUUUAAAGAAAUACAUCUCAUUACUGCUGGCAAGGUCACAUAUAUUAUAUAAGAAGUUUAUAUCAUAUACAGUAUUAAUAUUCAUGAUGAGUCGCUUUUGUGUCUCUGGAGAUUUGCAGCUGAGUAGUGAAUACAUUAACCAGCAGGAUACGGUUUAGUAUAAGAAUGAAUGUAGAGCAGAAAUACUUUGAACAGGUUUGUCAUUUUAUUACAAUCCUGAUCUUUUACAACUGCUUCCUUCAGAGCUCUGAUAACAUAUAAAUACUUAGGACUCUCAUAUUUGAUAUCUACCACAGUGUAUACUCUGAAACUUUAGAGAAAAUAAAAGAUGAACAGGGAUGUGAUCUCUCUGGAUAACUCAGGAUUUUCUGACGUGUCAAGGUGACCCACAUGAAUCAUGCAAAUCCACAGAAACGUGAGCUGUGGGGUGAAACCAGGAGGAUUUCAGGCCUAACUUUACAUUUUUUAGCAUGCAUGCAAAUGUUGUUUUUCAGUAACAGUAUAAUGAAAGGAUGGAUGGAUGAUACCAGCCUCUUAAAUUACAGUACAGUACCAAUACUGAUUUGAUGCUUCAUAAGUGGAAAUAAACAAUCAAAAAUAGAAACUAUUAAAAAAACAAAGACACUAUUAUAAUAAUAACUUUAUUUACCAUAAACACAAGAACCUGUGAGAAGUCAUGAGAGCCGGGGAAUUGCAAAAACCUUGACAUCAUAAACUGAGAUCUUAGGGACUGAGAUAGUACGGUGAUUGAACAAAUAAAAGAGAAGGGAACCAUUAAAAAAGGUGAAGAGGUAAGCAGUAAAAAAAGGGCAAUUAAUACAGUGAGUCACUUUUAAGUGGAUAAAAGCAUUUUGAAAUUAAAGCAGUAAAAUCCAUUUCAGUGAAAUAAUAAAUGCCGGAAACUAAUAACCAGAGUUCAGGACAACAACAAGAGUUAAACAAAGUUAGAGAAAAAAAGGAACAGAAAGAAAAUGUAUUGAAUAAAAUAAUCAGCGAAAGUAAAUGAAAGCCUUAAAGGCUGUGAAAAGAAAAUUUAAUGACAUUUAUACAAUAAGAAGUUGUACAAUAGGAUGAAAAGCAAAGGAUUAUUAUAGCAGUUGAAGCUACUAUGAGGAAUUGUUAAUUCAUAGUGAAACAGGCUCAAAUUAAUAGUGAAACCUCUUCAUGACCAAGAAAAGCAAAAAAGACCAGAAGCUGCAAGGAUGGUUAUUUCUUUCAGAUGAUUUUCAACGAGGGGGUCGUGUGUCAGACGAGGUGAUGGACAACAAACUAAAGAAGCAACCUUCAUUAUGUUUAAAAAGUAAAAACCCACAAGAAGCUGUACAUUUAUCCAUUUAAAGAAAGCAGGAUUAGAUUUUUCAAGAAAAAAACGUCUUGGCAUGUAUGGGAUAAAAUCAGCUACGACAUAAGGUGCACAUCUUUGUCCACAGGAGGCGCCAAAUCUGACAAAAUCUGAAACUCCUCACAGCAGCUUUAAUUAAAAAGUCAGAAGAUUGCAUCAUGAGAUCAAAUAAGAAAAUGAGACAAGUGGAAUUAAAAUGUUAAAAUGCCUCAUUUUAAUAAAGUUACAUAAACAAAUCACUAUCAUUUUAAUGUUUAUGACCACAACCUGAGUCAGUGAGUAGAUAUUUACACCUUUGGUAAAUUAGCACAUUUAACCGUAGCAGGAUGUGACCACCUUCUUCUGGGAGUGAUAAACUGCACCACUCACUCUUCCUCACCCUUGGUUUCUGUCGUUAUGGUGCUUUGUGUCUAUCACCUCCCAGUUUGUUAAAGUCUUAUCUUUGCUUUACUAUGCACUCUAUGGAGGACCACAAGGCUCACGUUAUUCUAAUAAAGCAUGCCUUUUAUUAGAAAGCAAUUGUACAACUGUACAAAUUCAUCAUUAAACCCAUAAAUAUAUAGGCCAUGUUUUAAGGAAUCAUAAAGCUCAUUACAUGGUUAAUAUGUACUCUUUGCCUUGUUUCACCCACUGGUCAUGGAAAGCUGACAUGAGGAGGGAGAAUUAAAAGGCUACAUGACUUUGCAAAUUAAUUAGCUGAUACAAAAAGGGAAAGCUGCUAGGAAAUGGAAAUGAAAGACGGAAUCGUCCUUUAAGAUGCCCAAUUAAAAACUGUAUCAUAAUUCAUUUCUUUAUACUUCUUUUACAAUUAAAAAAAAAUAAAUAAACUAUUUAAUAAGGAUAACAUUUAAUGUUUUAUGAUUAUUAACUGAUGGAAGAUUUUAAAGAUUCAUUUAAAAAUCUUUUUACUAUUCCUCUAUGUAUGCAUUGAUUAAUGAAUGGCUUUAUAUAGAGUGUAGUUUAUUUAUUCCUUUUUUAAUUUGUUAAAUUGCUAUUUUAAAUUAAAGAAAUGCAAUCUCUGCAAUCCUUGUUGUCCUCUGCACACCCUGCGCAUUGUCUCAAAGAAAAUUAAUCAUAUCCUGAAGUACGCUCAGUUGAAAUAUCCUUAACUGCCUGGAGCAAAGCUGGUGAUGCCAGUCAAGCAAUUUGAAGAUAAUUUUAAAUAACCUUGAAUAAUAAGAGGAAUGAUCCUCAGCGACUUAGUGGGGGCAGGGCUGUCGUUGGUGCUACUUACACUCCUGGUUAUAAUACGAUCGCUAGUUUAAUAGUUUUGCUGUUUAGAGAUUUUGAACUGGAAUUGUUUCCCACUCGUUUUAAAUGACAGUAGUAUUUUAGUUUGUGAAAGGAUACGUUAAUUAAUACAUUCAUACAUUAAUCCUUGACAGUAAUUUUUUUUGUGUUUGUUUUUUCCAGUCAAAAACGUUCACUAUCGAGGUUGUUUCAAGCUGCCAAAGAACACCCUCACCACAUUCCCAAUCUUCUCCUCUCAGCCCAACCUGACCACUCAGGCCUGCAUUGAAACCUGCACUGACAAGGUUUGAUCAUUUCUCUUUUUAAACCACCAGUUUGAUGAUCAAUAUUUUGCACUCAGCUCUCUGUGGAUUAUCAGUAGAUGCCUUCAAGCUUGGAGAGUGGCUGCACCACCCUCAGGAGAUCAGCUGUAGCAGCAGAGAGCUGCUUAGAUUCUCUGAAUAUUUUAGGUUUAAUGUGCCGCUAAUGAGGAGGAGAUAAUAUAAAUCCUGCUCUGACACCUCACUGCUGCAGCUGUGUCUCAUUGAAAAACAGAAAUGGAAAUACUGCACACCAUUUGGUGGGGACAGCAUUGUGAUAAAUUUUCAGUGUCCGUGUGUGAUUAUUCACAGUAUUACUGAAAAAAAAAAUCUCUGCAGUGUCUGUCCUUCUGCUCUGACUUUGAGAAAUCUGACUUUGAAAUGUGAGCGAAAUGAACAAAACUGGACUUCAAUGGGCAUGAAGUGUGUGUUUGAUACAGACUUUACUGCUGACCUGAUCCGACACAUUGCUCUUGGGUGAAAUGUGCCUUCAGAAAGUCAAGUCUGAGACUGAUGAGUCAGAGAAAAAGUAGAUCAUUUGUGUUGGUGGUUUUUCAGGAGCUCCCACUGGCUGUGUUCAAGAAGCCCCACUGUUUCUGUACCUGGACGUCUUCUUUGUUCAGCCUCAACCAGCAGUCUGACAGCCAGCAGUGUGCAGGAAACACUGCUCUGAACUACAGCAGCAUCUCCACACCAGCAGCUCCCACUGAGCACGAGCACUACCAGGUGUACCACACACCUGUGCUGGGUGAGAUAUAACUUAUACAUGAACAGCUCUGUGCCAGUCGUUUGUGUGUGACAGUGUCUGAUUUUAAACCCUGUGUAAAGUUUGAAUUUUCAGAUUAGUACAGUGUUUCCUCUUGGUUGAGAAUUUACCUGUGGUGGUGGGCCGGGCGUUGCCGUGGUGUUUGAUAAGUGCAUUCAAAAUAUUCUAGUCAAACUAAUGUUUAUGUACUAUGCCUUAUUUAUUGCACAUACAGGGCUCCAGACUAACUGGUUUUGCUAAGAGCACAGUAACCACCGACAAAAAAUUUAGGAGCGCAAGCAGAAAAUGUAGGGUUGUACACUGUAACUUGACUUGCAGGGCAAAUAAUUAACAUUUCCUCUCAUUUUCACCGUAUUACUGACAAAAUAGUUUGUAAAUGCAGAAAUUACAAUGUGCUGUUUUAAAUUCAGUGUCACAUUUUAUUGUGCACUUUUAAAAACAGAACAUAAAACAAAACAAACAUAAAACAUAGGGUAGACAGUGCAUGAUCAUUACACUGACCAAUGAGAAGUUUUUUCGCACAUGGCAUUUGUUUACAACUUUAGACUUCUACAGACUGUUGCUUUGUUAACAAACAACCCAAAGGAAAAAAUAGCUUUAAAUUGGCUUCAUGUCUUAAACAAAAAAAAGUCAUAGUCAGGGCUCUAUUUUCGUGCCUCGCCGGCGUCAUGGCGCAGGCGCAGUCAGGUCCACCGCGCCGACAAGGCGUUCCCAAGCACAAUUUGGUAUUUUGGUCAGCGGUAAGUAUCCCCCCUCCCUAACUCAGCUCUUCCCAGCGGCAUAAGUCGUAGCGAGGGAGGAGAGAAGGCGUGGUGUGGGAUUAACACAGCCAAGACCUGGCUAAAUGUAUGUGCUUACUCAGAAUAUUGGUUGUUGAUGAUUAUUUAUUGCACUGAAAUGUGCCUGACACUGUGGAAACCUGCUGGUGAGGCAUCGGUGACGUAUGCUGAUACACGCUGACAGCGAGCACGAAAAUGUCACUGCGCCAGCCGAUUCUGUCGACACCUUCCCCUACUGCGCAUUCACGCCCAGCUUGGCGGACCUCGACGCACCUCAGUCUACGAAAAUACCAAAUUGGCUGUACGCUGGGCUCCGCCAGACGAAAAUACCACUGCGCGGGGUCCGCCACCAUCCGCCGCGUCGCCGAUGGGCAUGAAAAUAGAGCCCUCAGUCUCUGAGACAAAAACAGUGGUACAAAAACCGAAGCUGUGUGAGGAAGAAAACUGUAUAUAAUCAACAAUAAGUUAGUGUAGCUGGGGUGCAACAGUUUGGGUGCGCUUCUGUAUAUUCACCAGCGUGUCCCACGCUGUGCCGGGUUUGUCUGGAGGAAACCCUGCUUUCUGUGUGUCUGUAUGACUGCUUUUUUGUUUUUAAAUUCUAUUUUCCCCUUCUUGGGCGGGCCGCCCAAGUAAAACCCAAGUAGGCAAAAUGUUGCAUCAACUUUGGUAAACAUUUUUAUUUAAAUACCUUACAUAAAAAUAAAGAAUACAUAUUCAGGGUCCUUUCAUACCUGCCUAUGAACACUGCUUUCUUUUCACACACAAUAUGUUCAGGGCUCAUUUAUAGUUUGUAAUACACCAUUAUUCAUGUAUCUUUUUGUUCACCUUAUGCUCACCUUAUGCAACCUGCUUUCAUACUGUUAAGGUUCAAAGAAACUCCUUCAGCCUGAGCUCAGCCUUUUUGCAUGAUUAAGGAGGAGAUUUUCCUCAAAAGCAUCUUGUUAUUUCCAAACUUUGAGCCGACCCAAAUUCUUCUCUAUUAUCCUUUUUGUCACUUUUGCAACCAUAGUGCAAUUUUUGUCACACUAUUCUGAGUCUUUUUUGUUCAGAGUGAAUCCAUUACCGGCUCCCUGCAUCCACAUUUUGUAAUUCAUUAAAUUUAACUGGGGUUCAGUUUUCUUUCAUGAAUGAAUGACAUGAGGUCCUCUGUGCUCUCAGACUCCAGGUGCAAAGAGCGCAUGUUUCUGCCUCAGAGAUCCAGCUCCCUCGUGGCUCUAUCUAGUUUUCCUGGUGCUGGAAACACCUGGGUUCGGCACCUGAUUGAGCUCGUGACGGGCUACUACACUGGCAGUUUCUAUUUUGACGGCACCCUGUACAACAGAGGUGAGAGAGAGAGUGUGUGUGUGUUCGUGUGUGUGUGUGUGUGUGUGUGUGUGUGUGUGUGUGUGUGUGUGUGUGUGUGUGUGUGUGUGUGUGUGUGUGUGUAUGUGUGUGUGGGCGGGCGGCAAGUCUCAGCUGGAUUGAUGAAUGCUCUGAGUGAGUGCUUCUUGAAAUGUCUCCCCGCUGCUGACCAUUUCUGAUUCAUUUAUUUAUUGUCACAGGUUUCAAAGGGGAGAAGGACUACUGGAAGAGUGGCCGCAGCAUCUGUGUGAAAACCCAUGAGAGUGGUCAGAAAGAGAUUGAGAUGUUUGAUUCUGCCAUCCUGCUGAUCAGAAAUCCAUACCGCUCCCUUAUGGCUGAGUUCAACCGCAAGUGUGCCGGUCAUUUAGGCCACGCUACAGAUGCGCAGUGGAAGAGUAAAGGUAAAGGGAUUAUUAUGUAAGAGUUCAGUGGUUUGUGGCUUUGCUGGAGGAUCCUGUAGUUACCGCUGUUUGCUUCAUGUCCUGCUGAUGUUUCUGCAGCUGCAGACCAGAGGGCAUGCUGUUAUUGAGACUCUGAGUGCAUAAAGAAGCAAUUUAAGUCUUAUAUUUACACUGAACGCUGCUAUUUGCAGCAUCUCAGCUUUUAUCCACAGAUCAGAAACGUAAAACACACAUACUCUCUGAGAGCUCUUCUACUAAACGGCUCACAAGCUGAAUGAGGCUUUCAUGAAAAGCGAGAAAUGGGAAGUGUCAUUUUUAGUCCACUUGAACCAGACACUCAUUCAGACACAGACAGAUACAGCAUGUCUUAAGGGUCAGCAAAAAAACCCAUCUUUCUCAUACUGAGCCUGUAUUUCUGCAGGGAAACAGAUUUGAUGUUAUUUUUCCAGGUUAUGAGAUUUUUGACUGAAUUCAAAAUACAAUAAAAGUGAUUUGUAAAAGCAUAAAAGCCUGGGAUAAAAACUCACAAAGGCAUAGCUAGAUCCACAAAUACGCUAGUAAAUAAAAAAAAAAACAGAUUGAAUCAACAAAUUGAUCCACAUGAUGCAUAAAGAGAUCAGAAAAUAUGUGAAUAGAUUAUUGAUGUAUUAACAAAACAGAAUGCAUCCACAAAUGAUAAAAAAAUCGACAAAAAUCUGCAACAGAACGAAGACAUGCCUGAAGACAUGCAAAUGGGCUGUUUCCUGUGGCAGUAUUGUCUGCUAACAGUGCAUGAGUGUGAAGUGAAUGGGUAAAUAUGAUGUGCAGAGUAAGAAGCACUUAAAGUAGUCAGACAGAGUAGAAAAGCACGUCCUUAGUAUGAGUGCUUUACCGUUUAGUGUUAUUGACUGAAACAUGUUGAUCAAAAGUUAAAACAAUAAAGGCUGCAUAGCUUAGGUAAUGCAGAUGGAACCUCAGAACUAUGACAGGCGUAGAUCAUAGACUGUAUAUACUAUGGACAACUUGGUGCUUUCCGUCAUUAUACAAAUCUUAAAGCCAAAUUUGCUUUUGGUAUUUCUGGGAUUUUCCCCACUUCCUGGAACCACCACUUGGGCAGUAGCAUUGUGCACACUUGGCGGGAGAGUUGCAGAGAGUCGCUGUGAUGAUGCUCAGCUCAAACAGUGUAUCCCCCCGGGUGAGCAACACAAUCCUCAUACGCCCAUAGGCUGUAUCAAGUGUCAAUCAUAGAAAACAUGAACCCCCUAAUAACUUUUAAAAACAGAGCUUCACAGAAAAAAGAGGACUUGAGCACAAACCAGUCUGACAGUAACUAGCGCUUUGAGGUCACUGACAAAAAAGCGCUAUAAAAAUCUGAUGCAUUAUUAUUAUUAACUACAUGACAACAUUGCAACCAGGGGGGAGAAAAAUGGAUAUUCUGUGUAAUAAAUUUCUAAAGUUUGCCCACAGCUCCAUUGGGAUUGCUGGAGGAGGCAGGAUUUAUGACCUAUACUGCAGCCUGUCACCAGAGGGUGCUGCUCUCAUGGUGGCUUCACCCAGCGAGGAGGCAGACGGUGUCCAUUUUAUAUACAGUCUAUGGACUAGAUCUACCUAACAUUAAUAUACGAAUGACUUAUUCUUUAAUAUUUCGAAGUGCAGGGAGAGUGAGUCUCUCCGAUUUAUGUCACGAUUUUACAGAAAAAAAGAUUUACUUGAAUCAGAACAUGAAGUCCUGUUUGAGCUAGGACAUGAAAACAUACAUAAAAACAUAACAGCCUUUGUGAUGAAACUUUAUUUCACUAAAAACUAAUAACAGUAAUAACACCCCUGAACUGUUGAUCUUUCAUAUAUGACCCUGAAACACAGGCCUUACACACUGUAUAGAUAUAGCUCCAUGUCACAGUGCAUGUAACUGUACUGACUUCUGCCCUGCUGCAGCGCUCAAACUUUGAACCCCAACACCUCUCCAUGCACCUGUAGGCUCCAGUUAUUAGAUACAAGGUAUAAUCACCACUCAGUCUCUGCAUGUGGGUGAUGAGGUCAAAUCUAUGUGCAACAAAAAGUUCUUCUGCUGCAAGAGAAGUUUAAACCAACACAGCAUGUGCUUGACUUGAACGACCUUUCAGCUUUGCUUAUUCAGCCUCAUGAGAUACAAAUUAAAAAUACUCAAAGAAAUACUCUCACAAAAAGCAAAAAUAACACUGUAAGCACUCUGGACCAUGUGUUUGAAGACUUUCAGGGUUAAGAAUUAAAAUAAGAGCUUUCUCUUCAGAAAGCGUGUCCCAGUUAUUCAGGAUCAGAGGACUUCAAAGUGAGAUUGUGGCCUUUAAGACAAAAUCAAAACAGCUGAUUCCUUUAAAUCAUAAAGACAAGGGCUCUUUAAUAUUCAAAGCCUUUCACUUAAGUGUGAAGUUUUGGAAAUCUAAUCUAAAACUAAAUGUUUUUCAAAGGACAGAAAUAUUUGUCAGCUUUUUGUCUUUGCCUGAGUUAAAGGAAGCUGAGGCAGGAUGCUUAGACAGGUAUCAGUGUGUCAGGGAUCAAGGCUGCCGUCAGGACUUUGACUUCUAUUAAAGCACAGAAAAGAACAAUUUCAUACUGAGUUGAAUAAAUGCUUUAAAGAUGUGCUGAUAACCUUCCUCUGUGUACUUUGAGUCAGACAGUGCUACACAGUGUGAGCUCUGCUGUGAUCACUCUGUUACAAAACCACUCAAAGACCAUUUGCAGAUGAAUAAUUUCCAUCCAGAGUCUGUGGAAUAAUGGUUAUAAAGUGUUUGCAGAGAUGCUAGCAGUGUGUCUUCAGAGCCUGUUUUGAUCUUUAAUUCAUACAGAUCAAGUGGGCUUCACUGCCGGACACCUCACAUCCAAUAACAUGAGGAGACUUUUCAAAUAAAUGUCAAGAGACAUCAAUAGAGCAACUAGAGGAAGCAAUAUCACCACAGUCUCUGACAGGAUGAGAAUCACUGUUCAGAGUUUGACUGAAAUUAAAUGUGGCUUUAGCACAAUGUGCGCGCAGCAGACUGAGGCUUUUAGUUGCUGUUACUGCAACAUUAAAUCUUCAUCUGCUCAGCCUUUUAGAUCAAAUAGUCAGUGUUAUCCUUCAUCUCCUCUCAUGUUUAUGUUUGAGCCAUUAGCAGCGCUGUUAAAACGCUCCAAAAGAACCAACAUCAUCUUUAUUGCCAUCAGUUUGAAAUCCGUCCUUUCACUGAUGACAUUUUAUGAUUGCUGCAUGACUCAUUUCUUUAUUUUUGAUGAAUAGAAAACAUAAUAUCAGUAAUUUACACAAAUCUGCAGAUGACAAAAUAUUACACAUCCUAAAACACUGACAAAAAGAGACUCCAGUGGACAAAGAUGGUCUAUUAUAACAUACAAUACCCCUUUUGUAGAGGUUUCCAUUGCAGUGUUCCAGAACUUUUUAAAGCCCCUGUGAGGAACUGUCACUUUGUGUUGAUUUUGGCACCCCCCAGUGGACAGAGAGGUCUUUUCAUAAAAUGUGUUACUUGUGUCUCUUGACCCAAAUUUUAUUCUGCUCUCCAGCAGCAGUAAAAUGGUGACAGUCUUUUCUGUAUUAUACAGGAUUUAGAAAAUCACUCAGCUCCCCUUUUGCCAGCAGUCUUAGGGCUCUAUUUUCGUGUACGCUGGUGAGGCAGCAGAGGGCGGCGGACCCCGCGCAGUUGUAUUUUCGUCUGGCAGAGCCUGGCGUACAGCCAGUUUGGUAUUUUCGUGGACUGAGGCGCACGGAGGUGAACCGAGAUCCGCCAAGCUGGGCGUGGUGGCGUGGCAGGGGGAGGUGUCGACAGAAUCAGCGGGCGCAGUGACAUUUUCGUGCUCGCCAGUGGCGUGUAAAGUGUACUGAAAGCUCGCCGAUUCAGACCUGGUCAGCUUUCAGCGCAAGGCGGAACGCAGCUGGUCCAGUAGUAUUUUGGUAGACCGGCGGCGUAUCGACAUACGUCACUGAUGCCUCACCGGCAGGUUUCCACAGUGUCAGGCACAUUUCAGUGCAAUAAAUAAUCAUCAACAACUAUUAAUCUGAGUCAGCACAUACAUUUAGAUCUAUAUCGAUAUAUUCUGAUCUAUAUCUGAUCUGAUGAGCGCGUUUGGCACGCGUUUGGACACACAACCUGAUCCAAUCUACACAGCUGAAACCGCAUUAAAUUAAACUAAAUAUCUAGUAAAUAGACAUACAUGAUGAAGUUUACAAGAUAUGUAAUUUGUCUCCCUCCUUUUCUUUCUUCCUCUUCCUCUUAUUUCUCGCGCAGCUCGACCUGGACAUGUCUCUGUGUCCUCUCCCCGUCCUGCUGCAGCGGCGGCUGAACAGAUGAUUUGUUUCAGUGAUCAGAUGAGUUAUCUACUUUAAGCCGACAUACGGAUAUUAUAAUUUUCAGUUUUGUGAACAAAAUUUAUUUUAUAUGCCAACAUCUAUGAAAGAAAGAGCCAGGCCACGAAGCGGGAUGCGUCAUUUACGCACAUAUGGUUCCGAUUUUAAUGCCAUUUUUGGAGUUUAUGUUGUGAUCUGUGCGCACAACCCACCUUUGUCACGUGAGGUUUGAAUGUAUGCAACUUUAUGUGAGUGUCUUUAUUUGUGGAAAAGGGUGUUUGUCUUACCAGUGGGUCCAACAUUACACACACCAAAUUCAUCUGUGCUCAUAUGAGAGAGUGUGGAGGACGCCCAAUGCAGCGCUUACAGUGACACUUGUUGAGGAGCUGCCUUCUGUCGCCAUCUUGUGGCAUUACUGUCUUCAGACAUCUCUUGAUCUCUUUGACUACUUCACGAAAAUUGUAAUACGCCUUGCUGGUGGCGGAUUUAAAGGCAAGGAGAGGACCUGAUGUGAUUGGUGAAAACUGGUCUCGGCUGUGUUAAACCCACUCCACGCCCUCUUUCCUCCCUUGCUACGACUUUCGCCGCUGGGAGGAGCUGAGUUAGGGAGGGGGGAUACUAAUGCCGGGCUGCGUCGCUCACCAAAAUACCAAAUUGUGCUUGAGAAUGCCUUGUAGGCGCAGCGGACCUGACUUACGCCGCGCCUGCGGCACGUCUCCGGCGAGGCACGAAAAUAGAGCCCAUUGACUCUGCGUUUUGAACCAAACAGUGCAAACUUGUUUCUAGUCAUCAUAAGUCCAAUUUUUGUGACCUUUUGCCCACUCAUAUCUCUUUUUCUUGUUCUGUGGAUGAAGUUGUGUUUUUUUUGCAGAUACACAAUCCUUCAGACCGGCCUUACUCAAACUUCCUUUCACGGUUGUCAGAGAUAUGGGUUUCGACCUUGUCAUGUUGAUUUCCUCCCUUAUUUGUGGUGCUGUCUUUCGCCGAUCUCUCUUACUGGUGACAAUGCUAUGUUUAUCCUCUGCUUUUGUAGUAACUCUCUUUCGUCCAGGUCUUUUUCUAUCAUCAUAACUUCCAGGUUUCUCUAGUCUCCUUAGAGUCUAGUGGACUCCUUUGUUAAACACCUUUAGGCAUUUUGCAAUUUCUCUUUCUGUGUAUCCUUCUUUCCUUAAUGUACAAAUCUGUACUUUUGUUUUUUUACUCAGUUGCCUCUUUCUAGCCAUUUUUGCGGUAGUUUGAAGGCUGUUGAGAUUUAUUAGGAUUUUUGUAUAAAGACUCUCAAAAGCCAAAAAGUUGAAGUGAAUAAUCCAAUUGUGAUUUGUUUUCUUGCUUUUGCACUGAAGUUGUGACUCUUGCAAAUGUUUUCAACCCUAAAACUAAGCCCUUAUUGUCUUUUGCUGACAUAUAUUUAGCAAUGGUCUGUUAACAUCAAUGUACAGUACAGGCCAAAAGUAUGGACACACCUUCUCAUUCAAUGCAUUUUCUGUGUUUUCAUUACUAUAUAAAUUGUAGAUUCUCAAAACUAUGAAUGAACACACGUGGAAUCAUGUGCUUAAGAAAAAAGUGUGAAAUAACUGAAAACAUGUUUUAUAUUUUAGAUUCCUCAAACUAGCCACCCUUUGCUUUUUUGAUAGCGCUGCAAACUUUAGCUGUUCUCUCAAUGAGCUACAUGAGGUAGUCACCUGAAAUGGUUUUUACUUCACAGGAGUGCCUGAAGUAACCCUGACAAGGUACUUCUGUCAUCAAGACCAAAGGAUGGCUAUUUUAAAGAAACUAGAAUAUAAAACAUGUUUUCAGUUAUUUCACACUUUUUUUUAUAAGUACACAAUUCUACAUGUGUUCAUUCAUUGUUUUGAUGCCUUCAGUGAUAAUCUACAAUGUAAAUAUUCAUAUAAAACAAUAAAGAAAAGACAUUGAAUGAGAAGGCGUGUCCAAACUUUUGGCCUGUACUGUAUAUCUGAAGGUAAAUGGAGUAAAAUGGUGCAUUUCCAUGAAAGCAACAUCUGAUCAUGGAGUAAAUACAUUACAUGUUACAAAAACAAGCCAUUCUUCGAGCUAGAUGAAUGAUAUUGAUCUCUAUGCACAGCCGGUAGCCGGGCGAGUGUGCAGGGACCGUUGGCAAGUUGCAAUACAAGACCAAGACGCUGCAAACAACAAUCAAUAGCUCCACUGUUUUACAGUACAGAGACUCCUUGGUGUGUGUGAUGAUUUUGGAGUACAAGUAUAUAAGUAUUUGGAUAAUGAGUUGUGGCCACGUAUUGAUUUUUUUUUCCAACGUCACCAGAAGGGCUCUGUAAUUUUGGGCUGUUUUGGUGUGAUUUUCUCUUUUGCAACAUAUUUCAUUUUUCUUCUCAAUCUUCGACUCAGCCUUGUGGGUUACUGUACACACUGAGAUGAAAAGACAAAAUAGUCUUCAUGUUGAAAUUUAGACUUUUAAUCCAUGCAAAUGAAAGUGAGAAAAUCAAGCAGGAGGUAUAAGACCUUGUAGUUAUACUUAUAAACAACAGAUCUUUUUAAUGAAAGUCGCUGCUCUAAAUUGACUUUGUCUUUUCUUUGCAGAGUGGCCAGAGUUUGUCUCCAGUUACGCCCCCUGGUGGGCAUCUCACGCUCUGAGCUGGUUGAAGUUUGGACGCCGCCUGCUGGUGGUGCACUACGAGGAGCUGCAGAGGUCUCUCCUCUCUCAGCUCCACCUCAUCACCACUUUUCUGAAUGUCUCCACGACUGAGGAGAGGCUGCUGUGUGCUCAGACCAACCAGGACGGACAUUUCAAACGCUCAGGGGGGCAGAGACCCUCUUUUGACCCCUUCACUACUGAAAUGAGGGACUUGAUCGACCCCUUUAUCCGAAGUGUGGACGAGGCGCUGCAGAGCAGGAACUUUAGCAGACUACCACAAGAGUAUUUACCCAGAUGAUGAUGAGAACAAGUCAAACAGGUUUAAGAACUGGUCCUGCAGAGAGACGGUCUUCAUAGGAAACCUUUGCACAGGCUGUCUGACUCUUUGGUACUCACACUGUGAGUGACUGCAGAAUCACAGAAACACAUGGGGUCACAGGGGGAACAUGAUUCAAUGUGGAUCUGGUGAACACUGAGGAAAACCUCAGCAGGGCUGCCUCUCUGAGAGCCGUAACACGAAGAAGACUCAGAGAGGAUUUGACAUGAUUUGUUGGCCUGCAGAGUCGGGAUUAUCCAGCAAAGUGCCGACUGCACAAAUAUAAGUGAGUUAAUCCCUGAUGGACUCAAUCUGGAUGAAAAGGGUUUUCUGUGGCUCUUUAUAAUUUCACUUUAGGACAUUUAAUGUGUUUUUAACAUACAAUAUACCAUGUUAAUAAAGGUUCAACGUCAUACUAACACGGAUGACAACCGCAGCAUCAGCAUUACCCGGACUAGACGGACUAUAUGAGAAUCUGCUGGCUACUACAGGUUUACAAUCAUGUCGGAUUAAAGUGUCAGAGCGGCUUCACAAGGCUGAGAGGAAACUCCAUACAAAAAGUUCAUGAACUCAGAAUAUGAUUUGUGCUUCAUGCUUUAAAAUGUAAACGAAGAGCUGUUUCCAUGAGUGGAAUAUUUCAUUAAAUUCAUUUGGUUUACACCCACGCUA